Molecule: messenger RNA, 273 nt
Organism: Caenorhabditis remanei
Lineage: Eukaryota; Metazoa; Nematoda; Chromadorea; Rhabditida; Rhabditidae
Exons: 2
Coding region: 1-273 (90 amino acids)
Source: RefSeq, a predicted model, not a curated record
AUGGUAGUGCCACGUCACCGAAAUAUCCGUCAACCUACUUUUAUCGUUUUUGUUCUGGAGAUUAUCGCAAGAGUAAUUCUACACGAGGAGUCGAAUAAUAAUUUAUCAGAAGAAGAGUAUAUUAAUUGGUUCCUUCAUCGUCUGUUCACUUUCGAAUCAUUCGUCGAAAUCAUUGCAUUCUCGAUUGUUUGCUUCUGGAGUGGUGGAGGUCUUCUCUUCUUUUCUCUCAUUUUCUGCCAUUUCCUUUCCGGACUCAUCAAAUUGCGGUGGUGA